Molecule: messenger RNA, 2059 nt
Organism: Epinephelus lanceolatus (giant grouper)
Lineage: Eukaryota; Metazoa; Chordata; Actinopteri; Perciformes; Serranidae
Gene: hspbap1
Product: hspb associated protein 1
Source: RefSeq, a predicted model, not a curated record
ACUUUACUGCGCAUGUCUGAACGGAAAUAGUUAGCGGUAGUGGAAACUGUAGCUACUGAGCCGCCAUCUUGGCUCGCCCGUUGCGUUCGCUUCAGUGGAGCUGUUGCAGCGGCCGCGGAGCCAAAAUGGCGGAGAUUCACAGUGAGGCGUUGCAGUUGAAUAAAGAAGGCGGAAAAGUCAUGUGAGGUUUGUUUACUUCCGCCUGGAGCUCAGCUGCACGUGUAGUGAAAGAACAUGGCUACCAUGAAAGCCUUCAGCCCAGAGGAGAUCCAGAGGAUCCUGCAUCAUCUGCAGCAGCCUGCAGUCUUCAUGAACAUGACCGGUGGCUGGCCUGUUCUCCGCUGGACUGCAGAGCACCUGUCCGACUGUCUGGGUGACAAACUCAUCAGAUUCAGACUCGGGAGGAAAGAGGAGACAAACACACCUUUGUUUGAGACCCAGUGCUCCUACGUGGAGGCCAGACUGCAGCAGUUUCUCAGCUGGACGCAGGACCAGGCCGAGGCAGACGUAGGACCUUUCUUUAAAUACCCCCGCUCACAGUACUGGGCCUACGCUGACUACAAAUACAUCGCCAUGUUAUUUCAAGACCAGCCUUCCAUGUUUGAGGAUGUAAAGUGGUCUGAGUUUGGUUUUGAGGGGCGUACUGGCAGGGAGAGCACCUUAUGGAUCGGCACAGCGGGGGCCAACACGCCGUGUCACCUGGACUCUUACGGCUUUAACCUGGUGCUGCAGGUACAGGGACGGAAGCGCUGGCACCUCUUCCCUCCAGACGACACUGUUAAACUCUACCCAACCAGGAUCCCCUAUGAGGAGUCCAGCAUCUUCAGCCAAGUGGAUGUUCUCCACCCAGACCUGAGGAGGUUCCCUAAUUUUCAGGGAGCCAGAACGCACGUCGUCACUCUGCAGCCGGGACAGGUGCUGUACGUCCCCAGACACUGGUGGCACUACGUGGAGUCUGUGGAUCCCGUCACUGUCAGUGUCAACUCCUGGAUCGAGCUGGAAGUGGAUGACGUGGCGAGAGUUGGGGAAGCUGUGACCAAGGCUGUUGUCUGCGCCCUUAAAAGUGACGACAACACUGGCGACUGGCUCAAUCCUACUGAGGAAGGAGUCGCAUCCCAUAAUGAGAACAUGCAGUGUGUGAACCUGGCAGUGAGAGCCUGUGCUGACAGACCGAGGAGCCUCUGCCACGGCGAGCUGACCCAGCACCCGAGAGACGCCCGUCCAGCCAAGCGGGACUCCAGAGGACAAAUCAGGAAAAACAGCGAUGUGGUCGGGGAUCCUGCGCCCUUCAGUGUUCCCUUCGGACCAAACCUCAUCCCUGUACGCUGUCAGCGGGAGCACAUGCCGAAAAUCACAAAAGCUCCAGAGGUCAGAUCCUCCAGGAUGUGUGAUGUCAGGUGUCAAGAGGAGCGCGCUGUUGGCUCGGAUGAAGCACCAAGAGCCAAGUCUGCAGCUGCUGUCAGACUGCGCCAGGAAUACUGUGGUGUAACUCAGUGUAGGUCAUGUGACUGUGCAGAGGGGACGUCAGAGGACUCUUCAGGCGAUUACGAGGAAUCAAUACACACAACAAUAACAACAGAUGACCUGUUAGACUGCCUGGUGCACCCUGAUGUCAUCGCCCGUGUCACUGAGCUUUUACUGGAGAGGCACACAGGAAGUCACAGCGACACAACACCCUCUUAGCUUUAAAGAGGGCCGAUGCUAAUGUUCCGGUGAUGGAUGAACGCCACGUCGGGAGCGAUGAAUGAAAACAGUCUGCUGCCACAUCUAAGAGAGGAAGGAAGGCUGCCCAUGUACGACAACAAUAAAUAUGAUAUUUAAAACAUUGGAUGUCCUGCGCUUUGUUUUCUACUGACGUGACCUGCAUGUUAGAGACCUGAGGUGUCACACCAUACGUGAAAAUAUAGUUUCAGUCACUGCAGUGGAGAAAACUGAUACCAAUGCACAUUUUAAUCUUUAAAAUUUCAAACAGCACAAAAACAAGUUUCAGCAUCAGCUGUCUAUUUACAGAACUUUAUAGGGAGCAGCUUCAUCAGUACUUUCCCACAGUAAACAAAAA